This is a messenger RNA of Mustela lutreola (European mink), 1643 nucleotides long. It is a transcript of the gene YWHAQ, whose product is annotated as tyrosine 3-monooxygenase/tryptophan 5-monooxygenase activation protein theta. The coding region runs from base 232 to 969 and encodes 245 amino acids. Gene Ontology annotation, cellular component: cytoplasm. The record is from RefSeq and is a predicted model, not a curated record. Gene Ontology annotation, biological process: signal transduction. The transcript is spliced from 6 exons. NCBI's taxonomy places the organism in Eukaryota, Metazoa, Chordata, Mammalia, Carnivora, Mustelidae.
GCGGCGCGUCAUUGGGCGGCAGGAGCGAGGGCCGCGGCGCGGCGGCCCGCCCCUCGGCUCCGGGCUAGGCUGCGACGGGAGGGUCCUCGGCUAAAGCCAAAAGCGGAUCAAAGUGGUGGGACUCGCGCCGCGGCCGCGGAGACGUGAAGGCCGUCCGCACGCCUCCUCGCGAUCCGGGUCGGUGCUCGCCCUCGCCCUCGCCCUUGCCCUCGCUCUCCUCUCCGCGUCCCCAUGGAGAAGACGGAGCUGAUCCAGAAGGCGAAGCUGGCCGAACAGGCCGAGCGCUACGACGACAUGGCCACCUGCAUGAAGGCCGUGACCGAGCAGGGCGCCGAGCUGUCCAACGAGGAGCGCAACCUGCUCUCGGUGGCCUACAAGAACGUGGUCGGCGGCCGCAGGUCCGCCUGGAGGGUCAUCUCGAGCAUCGAGCAGAAAACCGACACCUCGGACAAGAAGUUGCAGCUGAUUAAGGACUAUCGGGAGAAAGUGGAGUCCGAGCUGAGGUCCAUCUGCACCACGGUGCUGGAAUUGUUGGAUAAGUAUUUAAUAGCCAAUGCAACUAAUCCAGAGAGUAAGGUCUUCUAUCUGAAAAUGAAGGGAGAUUACUUCCGGUACCUUGCUGAAGUUGCAUGUGGUGACGAUCGAAAGCAAACGAUAGAUAAUUCCCAAGGAGCUUACCAAGAAGCUUUUGAUAUAAGCAAGAAAGAGAUGCAGCCCACGCACCCAAUCCGCCUGGGGCUGGCUCUUAACUUUUCUGUAUUUUACUAUGAGAUCCUUAAUAACCCAGAGCUUGCCUGCACACUGGCUAAAACGGCUUUUGAUGAGGCCAUCGCAGAACUUGACACACUGAAUGAAGAUUCCUACAAAGACAGCACCCUCAUCAUGCAGUUGCUUAGAGACAACCUAACAUUAUGGACAUCAGACAGUGCAGGAGAAGAAUGUGAUGCGGCAGAAGGGGCAGAAAACUAAAUGCAUACAGGGUGGUCAUCCUUCCCCUCAAGAAACCUUUUUACUCAUCUCCAUUCCUUAUUCCAUUUGGAUUUCCUAUAGCAAAGAACCCACUCAUGUGUAUGGAAUCAACUGUUUAUAGUCUUUUCACACUGCAGCUUUGGGAAAAACUCCAUUCCUUGAUUUUGUGUUUGUCUUGGCCUUCCUGGUGUGCAGUUACUGCUGUAGAAAAGUAUUAAUAGCUUCAUUUCAUAUAAACACAAGUAACUUCCAAACACUUCUGUAGAGGACUAAAAAUGUAUCUGGUAUUGAAGUAAUCUGAACCAGUUCUGCAAGUGACUGUGUUUUGUAUUACUGUGAAGAUAUGAAAAUGUAGUCAUUACAAUUUACAAAGUGUUCUGCAUAACUUCCUAAUUUCUACAUUCCCUCCUUCCCUCUUCAGGGGUUUACUUUCCGUAAGCAACUUUUCCAUGCUCUUAAUGUAUUCCUUUUUGAUAGGAAUCUAGAAGUAUUCGAUUGAAUGGAAAAGCAUUUGGCAUUUCUGCGCUGGGGGUCACAAAUUAAAAUGCCUCCUGUAUCAUAUAUGACGGAGGUCUUGUGUAUCUGUGACAACAGGAGGUUUCCUUAUUCAUUCUUCAUUUGCUGCUGUUUAAGUUGACAACUUCCCUUCCCAAUAAAAAUUCACUUACACCUUC